Messenger RNA from Spirometra erinaceieuropaei, 941 nucleotides. The record is from the annotation of a GenBank genome assembly. Lineage: Eukaryota; Metazoa; Platyhelminthes; Cestoda; Diphyllobothriidea; Diphyllobothriidae.
AUGUUCUGGAGAAAGUGGUUUAGCGCUGGUGACGAAAAGGAUUGUAAAACCAAUUUAAUUCUUCUCGGACCUCCUGGCUGCGGAAAAGGAACACAGGUUAACCCAUGAAUCAAUCUUUAUCGCUAUUAGGCUCCCAAGCUUGUAAAAAAAUAUGAAAUCUGCCACUUGUCCACGGGCGAUAUGCUACGAGCAAUCACAAGCUCAGGCUCUGAACUAGGAAACAAAGUCAAGAAAAUAAUAGACGCGGGCCAGCUCGUGUCUGACGAUAUAGUUUGCGAACUGAUUGACUUGAAUCUUGAUAAUCCGGAGUGUAAAAAAGGUUUCGUCCUCGAUGGUUUUCCGCGAACCACAUCGCAGGCUGAGAAAGUACAAAUGUUCCGUUUGAAAAAUAUUUUUUAGCUACAAGACCUCUUAAAAAAACGAAAGGAGUCUUUGAAUGGUGUCAUCGAGCUGACAGUGCCCGACGCAAUUCUCGAAAAACGUAUAUGUGGGCGUCUGUUUCAUCUGGCUAGUGGCCGUUCUUACCACGAAGUCUUCAAUCCUCCGAAAGUUCCAAUGACGGAUGACGUACGUUUGACCGAUUGCGAUCAUUUAUCUUUUCAUACGUAAUUUGUUUCACUUCGCGGCGAUUUUGGCUUGUGGCAUUUUUGUUUACACUUUUAAACUCCCCGUUUGCCGUAACUUGCUGAUUUCUCAUCCCAAAUAGAGCCUCCUAGUGGUAUUUUGCUGUCUUUUAGAUUACUGGCGAAAGACUUGUGCGUCGCACAGAUGAUACGAAGGAAGCUUUGGAAAAGAGGCUGGCAGCCUACCACAAAAUGACGGCUCCCCUUGUUAGUUUUUACCAGAAUCUGAAUCUUCAUAUACCAGUUGAUGGAACAAAGAAAAUGGAUGAAAUUUUCGUGGAUAUUGUCAAUUCGUUAAGCGCUAGGCGGCGAAAUUGA